This is a messenger RNA of Bipolaris maydis ATCC 48331, 901 nucleotides long. RefSeq lists its product as uncharacterized. The record is from RefSeq and is a predicted model, not a curated record. Lineage: Eukaryota; Fungi; Ascomycota; Dothideomycetes; Pleosporales; Pleosporaceae.
AUGGAGGAGCGCACCAUACCGAAGCGAGUUGUGCUCCGCUUCCAAGUCACAUACGAGCUCGAGGAAAGCGCGAUUAAUAAGAGUUUCUUUUCUCAAAUCAGCUACGAGCUGGGAAAUGACUACUACUCUCAUUUAAUGGCCGCUAACAACUCCUCUAAGAUGCACAUCGUCCUUGAUCUACAUUGUAACACAAAUCCGACCAUCGACAAGGCUAAGAUACCCUACGAAGUAUACAAAGUCUCUAAAAAGGACGGUAAAUUUGAAUUUGAACAACUUCAUGGUAAAGCAUGCAACCUUGCUCGUGAGCGUUGUAAGAGGGUUGGUUGGGGUACUCACCGAACUCAGUCCGAUGAAUUGGACGGCGUCCUUGCAUCGCAUGUAGGGCAUCUCCCACCUACAUUCGUAUCCUGAGCGUCAAGAGAGAGAGGCAAGUCUCUGAGUUGUAAAGUUGGGGGCAUGCACAGCGUCUGAUCUUGACGUUGUCGUGCUGUAUCACACCGGAGAUAAUCCCCUCUCACUUGAUGUUGAGGGUUUCGGCGACAGUUAAGAUAUGUAGUGAUUUGGAUAGAGCACAUGCUGGGUGUAAGAUGAUCAGAGAAGAAUUAACAGAACGGUGGCGUGGGUGUGUUUGCUAGUAGAAGCAAGAAUGGUUUGCCAGCGUUGCAGACAAGUGCGGGGCAUUUCUAUAUGCACGUGGAAGAGGCUGCAGGUCUCGACUGUGGAUAUGUUUCAUAAGGCUACGUGGUUAUCCGAUCCCUCUUCUUCUCCUUCAAGGUACGAAUCGAUACAAGGAUAUGUUUCGCUUCUAGGCUUUGAGCGCGCCUUUACUGUGGCCUUCAUUCCAUCCACCAAGGCUUCUCUAGGGUAUUCAUCGAAGUAAACCAUCCAGCCAACCUUUUCU